AUUCUGUUAGCUGCUGCAGUCGUUCCUCUUUCCAGCCAAUCGUUUACGAUUCUGUUGCUUGGCGGCUCGACGAAUCACUUCAGGCAGCCGCACGGAUCCACGGCAGCCGGCAAACCCCAUAUCAUUUGCCACGCAGCGGCUUUGCCCUAGGUAGCCAACGCCACAAGGUUGAAGGCUUGAAGCAGUAGGUGGCCGAGCAGGCGAGCACCAAGGCAUCGAUCAAUUUACCACUUCAUCAGGGCCCCAUUUUAUAUAUCGCACCGGGCCCCCGAAUUUCUGGAGACGGCCCUGUUUAGCUCAUGAACAUUUUGAAUUUUUACCAACAUUUUCUCAGAUCCAUGUAUUAUAUUUUUAAUGUAGUGAAUGUUUUUUCAUGAAACGUGAAAAAAUUGGAACAUCAAUUCCCCUGUUCUUCUUAGUACAAAUUUUGUUAAUCAAUUGCGUAGAAAACAAACCUUCAAAGAGAAAAACUUGGUAGUACGCACUCAGGAGUCCAGGCUCAGCCUGUUGCACUUGCACGCUCCGAGCGCCCUUGCCCCUGUGUGCUUAUACGGCCGCCGGUGACACUGUGUGCCGCUCCACUGAGCUCUCCGCGCUAGCUGGUUACAGGAUCGGGAACGACAGCAGUCUUCGGAGUAGACGCCAUGAAGGCGUCGUGCAUUGGCCGGACUCGACCGCGCCCAGGAGAUCAGCGUUGAUACGCAUCUGAAGAUAGCUAUCCCAAUCUUCCUUCGUUAGGAUUCUUAUUUGACAUGUUAUCUGUUCGGUUUAAAUAGCAGAAAACUAUGCCGACCCCAAGAUCUAUUAGAGAUCUUAUUUGGCAUGUAUAUAUAUCUGCCUUGUAUAGACGCAGGGAAUCUCUCAUUGUCGCCGUUCUUCCAUCGGAGUGCAAAUCUAAGAGACGACAAGAAUGUCAGAGCUUCGUGAUCUUCCCGCUGACCUUGCAGCGGGGUCUGACAAAAGGUCAUAUGUGAUCAAGGUAGACGGCUAUUCAAGAGUCAAGGGGAUGAUCGGGCAUGGCGACAAAGUGAAAUCUGCCCCUUUCAGUGUUGGAGGCUACGACUGGGUUUUGUGGUUCUACCCAAACGGCAGCGACAUCACACAUUAUGAAGCCGGUUAUGUAUCUGUUUUUCUGGCUCUUGAUUCUGGUUUUGCCACGGACGUGAGGGCGAAAUUUAGAAUUAGUUUGCUUGACAAGAAUGGAGAACCAGACAUUACAAGAAGCAAGACCAAUCCCGAAUGCAUCUUCUCUAGCAAAGGUUCAUUCAAGGGUUUCCGUGAUUUUAUCGGCAGAGCUUAUCUUGAGAAUCCAAGGAAUCUAAGCAACGACAGUGUCAGCAUCAUGUGCCAUGUUACUGUCGUGAAGAAUAUCCACAAAGGUAAUCGGUCUGGCUUGAUUCCUCCAAGAAACUUGCAGCAACAUCUUGGAGACCUACUGAAGAGCAUGGAUGGAGCCGACGUGACCUUUCAUGUCGGCGGGGAGAGUUUCUUGGCUCAUAGGGCCGUGCUCGCCGCUCGGUCAUCCGUAUUCAGAGCGGAGCUCUUUGGCGGCAUGAAGGAGAAAGCUGGCGGUCCGAUUGAAAUUAGUGACAUGGAAAGUGACGUGUUCAAAGCCUUGCUCCACUUCAUAUACACAGACGAGUAUGAGCCUGUUCCUGAGAUGACCGAUGGAUGUGAAGCACGGAGAGAAGCGGUGAUGGCUGGCCAUCUACUUGUUGCAGCAGACAGGUACAAUAUCGAGGGGCUGAAGCUGAUAUGCGAAGAGAGGGUGUGCAACCUCAUCAACCCUGACAUCGUGGCGACUAGUUUGGCUCUAGCUGAGCAGCACGGCUUCCAUGGAAUCAAGGAUGCCUGCUUUGAGUUCCUCGCUUCGCCUUCCAAUUUGGAGGCGAUGAUGAGCAUCUCAAGAAUAGCUGCCCAUCAGUUCUCAAGGAGCUGGCUGCUAGCUUCCUGCCCGCCGAACUGAAAGCGGCCAAAGAUAUUAUCAUGACAAUUUAGUAUUGUGGCUAGUCAUCGUUGCAUCUAAUCUAAUUUAGUAUCUAUGGUCUUACCUAUUUCUCUAUGUUGAUUGCAUGUACUAUCUAGAUCCAAUUUAGCAAUCAGAAUGCGAAUUGAU
Molecule: messenger RNA, 2116 nt
Organism: Triticum aestivum (bread wheat)
Lineage: Eukaryota; Viridiplantae; Streptophyta; Magnoliopsida; Poales; Poaceae
Product: BTB/POZ and MATH domain-containing protein 2
Exons: 2
Coding region: 911-1966 (351 amino acids)
Biological process (GO): protein ubiquitination
Molecular function (GO): protein binding
Source: RefSeq, a predicted model, not a curated record